This is a messenger RNA of Phascolarctos cinereus (koala), 1179 nucleotides long. RefSeq names its product arylformamidase (gene AFMID). Gene Ontology annotation, molecular function: arylformamidase activity. Lineage: Eukaryota; Metazoa; Chordata; Mammalia; Diprotodontia; Phascolarctidae. The record is from RefSeq and is a predicted model, not a curated record.
UCUUCCCUCCUCCUGUCUAUUUCACUGCCCUUGCUCCUCCUCCACCCCUCCCGCACCGCUGGGGUUGUCAAUCUGGAAGCUGGCUACUCCCUCCAGUUUGGCGCGCCGCUGGCGAUCGGAGUCUCCGCCCCUCUCCUGGAGAUGUUAAAACUCUGGAGCUGCGGGCGGAUCCCAGCCUGACGGUCUGCAAAGCCAUGGCUGUCCUGCUGCCGAGCCUCCGAGACUCGCCCUGGAAGGCGCUGUCCCAGGAGGACCUGGAGAAGCAAUAUUCCCCCAGCAGAUGGUCCCACCGAUUGCAUGCUGAGGAAGUGAUAAAAGCUCAUGUACGAGUGGGAACAGAGGCUACCAAGGAAGCCCAGGCGAGCAAACAGAGUCUACUUGGUGUCGCUUAUGGAGAAGGUAAUGGUGAGAAACUGGACAUAUAUUUCCCUGCCAAAACCUCUGAAGAAUUACCUUUUUUCCUGUUUAUUCAUGGAGGAUACUGGCAAGAAGGAAGUAAGGACUAUUCAGCCUUUAUGGUGCCCCCAUUGACAGCAGCAGGAGUAGCAGUGGCUGUAGUGGCUUAUGACCUUGUUCCAAAAGGUAACAUCGAUCUGAUGCUGAGCCAGGUGAGACGCAGUGUCCUCUUCAUCCAGAAGCAGUACUCAUUCAACAGGGGAAUUUACCUGUGUGGACAUUCAGCUGGAGCUCACUUGGCCUCCAUGGUGCUCUUGACAGACUGGGUUGAAUGUGAAGUCAUUCCUAACAUUAAAGGCUUUUUCUUGGUGAGCGGAAUCUAUGACCUGGAGCCUAUCGUGCAUACUUAUGUCAACGAUGUACUUCAAAUGACCUUGGAAGAUGCCCAGAGGAAUAGUCCCAUGUUUUGCCAGAAGAAGGCCCAGAGUCAAGUAACUUCAACUUGUGAAUUAAUAGUAGCCGUGGGCCAGCAUGAUUCUCCUGAGUUCCACCGACAGUCCUUGGAUUAUUUUCAGGUUCUGCGUUUACAGGGGUGGAGAGUUUCAUUUAUAGAAAUCUCCAAUGUGGAUCACUUUGACAUCAUUGAGAAACUGAUUCAGAAUGAAUAUAUACUGACUCAGGUUAUUUUGAAGACAAUUUUCCAGUAAUGAGAGAACCCAGAGCCUCACCAUGUCUACCAUAGCUUGGAGAAGAGCAAAGAGCACUUCUCCAAAGCUUCUGUGA